Molecule: messenger RNA, 3480 nt
Organism: Culex quinquefasciatus (southern house mosquito)
Lineage: Eukaryota; Metazoa; Arthropoda; Insecta; Diptera; Culicidae
Product: protein Wnt-1
Exons: 8
Coding region: 1495-2679 (394 amino acids)
Biological process (GO): neuron differentiation; multicellular organism development; cell fate commitment
Cellular component (GO): extracellular region
Molecular function (GO): frizzled binding; cytokine activity
Source: RefSeq, a predicted model, not a curated record
AUGCCCAUCAAGAGAAGUCGGCUUCUCGGCAACGCGACUUUACUGCUUGACUGCCUGUUCUGCUGCCCUCUCUAGAGGCCAGGAUGGUUCGCCUGAAAUCUGGAGAGCAGCGCGUCACAAGAAAAAGCAGUGACGAAUCAGUUUAUUCCCGACUUCCGAACGGUUUAGGCGCACUUUCUGGCGCGUUCCGAAAGGGUCCCUGGUUGGCCUGAAAUUGUGUAUUUGGGUAUUUAUUGUGUUGAAAUCACUUGUUUUAUGUGCCAUUCUGAAGAUAAAAGACGCGAUCUUUAAGAGGCGAAGACACCAAACUGUGCGAGUGAUCUAGUGAAGGAAUUACCUGAGCUGGGGAUCCUGGUGGUGGCUUAAGCCGAAGAAGAAUGAACAAACGAGAAACUUGAAAGCUCACCACCAGUUAAAAGGUAUUAAAAGAGCCGCAAUCAGCUUAAGCCCUAACUAAGCACCUGAGAAGAGGUAGCUGGUGGUGGCGGUGGCAAAGGUUCGUGAUAUCUACACGCCCGUUUGCUGACCUGUUGUGUCUGAGUCUGCAUGCAAAACGAAAAGAGAGUGAACCUCAGAGACCGGCCGAUUAUCGCUUAAUUUAACGAUCUGUUGAAAGAAGUUCGAACGAAUUCUCAACGUGAAGAAAUCGUAUAAAAACAAAAUAAAAUAUUUGCACCAAUAAGAAAAGAAAAGAAGCAGUGAAAACGGCGCAAAGUGUAAACCCUAAAAAAACAAGAAGAGUUAGAAAAAAAGAUCAUCGGUAGCCAGAAGAGAUGUUAGCCAGACCCCAAGCGACGUUGGUGAAUGGAAUGAGUGUUAGAUAUCACUGCUGAGUUGUGCCAAAUUGUGCGAUUCAUCAAAAUCAGUUUCGGUUGGAGCGGAUCGUGUAAAUAAAUACGAGUGCUACCAAGCUGCCGGACUGAACUGUUUCGAUACAAUAACCUGCAAACGAUCCGACGGUUGUUGGCCAAUUCGUGGAUCGCGACCCGGCACCACGGUUGUUUGACCAACUUAGACCUCUAAAGUACACCCAAAGCUCGUAAAAGAAAACUAUUUGUGAAAAGAGAAAAACAGGUUUUCAUUCAGUGUACGUGUGUGUUUGUGUGUUUGUGUGUUUAGUGUAAUAGUAUAAUGUGAAAGUAGGAAAGAAAAUAACGACUCUGCCAAGUGUACAUCAGCCGUCGCCGACGAAGCCGCCGACACCACCUUGUGUACAUUUUCCGACAAUUUCCAAACAUUCAAGUGCACCACCACUCGGGGAAAGGCAAGAAAAAAUCUAUUCAGAUUAAAAGUUCCGACCUACACAACCAGCCAGCGGCCAGGACCGACUUCAUUAGAGAGCGGGGCACCCAUCGACAGCAACCUCCGACUCCGAAAAGAUUUCACCCGGCCACCGACGAAGAACAUCGCCACAACCCAUCCCCUGGCGAUGGCACCCCAUUAAUAUCCGAUGAGUAGAGCACGACGGCGACGACGACGACCAAGUUCUGGAAAAUGGUGAAACAUAAAAGGUCCUUUUGCUUCCGACUAUCCAACGUGCUUCUGCUGCGUCCGAGGACGACACUUCUCAGCCUGGUCUGGCCACGUGCUGGUGGUGGAGGAAGGUGGGGUGGGGCAGUCCAACGAAAGUCCAUCCAGCUGCUGCUGCUGGUGCUGGCGUACUGCAACGGGUUCACCGAUGCCAGCUGGUGGAGGGUGGCGGACCUGUCACUGGACGUGAAACACUUCCACCGGGACAACCGAAGCUUCGAGAUUUGCAGCGAGAACACGUACUUUACGCAGCACCAGCGCGAAAUUUGCUACAACAAUCCGGAACUGUUGAAAGUUAUAGUCAACGCAGCCAACAUUGCCAAGUAUGAGUGCCAAAGCUACUUCCAAAAUAGUCGAUGGAACUGUUCCGUCAAACGUGGAUCGGAAAUUUUGUAUGGAAAUUUAGACGAUAAUGGAAACCGCGAAACGGCCUAUCUGAGCGCCAUCAAUGCGGCCUCGCUGGCCUGGACCAUCACGCGGUACUGCACCAAGGGUGAACUGACCAUGUGCACCUGUGACCACAUCCAGCGCAAGAAGCACAGCAAGUGGACCUGGGGCGGCUGCUCCGAGGACGUUAACUACGGCAUCAAACAGGCCCGCCAGUUUGUGGACCCCCAGGAAGAUCGCUCGUCCAGCUUUGGGCUGAUGAAUCUACACAACAACGAGGCUGCUCGAAGAACACUGCGAGCUAAAAUGCAAAAAGUGUGCAAGUGUCACGGAAUGUCCGGAUCGUGCACGACGCGCGUCUGCUGGCGCCGGUUACCACCGAUGAAACAGAUGGCCGACACCUUCGGCUCGAUGUUUGAUGCCGCCGCUCUAGUCAAACCUGUUGAAAACAAGGGCGUCAUCAAAAAGCUGAAGCGAAAGGACUCACAGUAUAAGAAGGUCAACAAGUCCGACCUUGUGUACAUUGCCGAAUCUCCCGAUUAUUGCGAAGAGAAUGACAGCCUCGGCAUCUUCGGCACCCGGGGACGCUUCUGCAAUCGCACCUCGUACGGCAUCGAGGGUUGCCGGCUGUUGUGCUGCGGCCGCGGCUACCAGACCCGGAUCCGCAACGUCGAGGAAAAGUGCAACUGCAAGUUUGUUUGGUGCUGCUCUGUCAAGUGCGACACGUGCAGCGUCCGAAAGGACGAGUACAUUUGCAACUAAGAGAGGCCACAGAGAGAGAAUGAAGGUAGUUUGAUCAGUGUAAAUUAUUACCAUUUUUGCGACUAUAGAGUAAAUAUUCACAAACUCACACACAAACAGCCAUUUUGCACAAUUUACUAAUGCCAUUUUGUCUCAAAGUUUUUUGUAUAUUUUUUGGAGGAAGACUCGAACCGUUAGCGUAAAAGAUAAGUCGAUUUUCAAAGUAUUUCCUCUCAACUCAAAAGAUUUGAUGUAAUAUUCAGAAAGGUCUUAACGAAACAAAUCGAUCGAACUUGGAUUCAUGAUAUUCACAAUACACUGCUUGUUGUAAAUCAUAAUUUCGAAAUGUAUUUGAAGAAGAAAACGAAGAAAAAACAGCAGCAACGAACGUCUAAAUGUUUCCAGUAUUUUUAUAUUCACAUUACGAUAAGUAAGCAUUUGCAUUCUGUGAUUUCUUUUUGUUUUGUAGUAUUGAUUUUAUUUAAUGAUAUAGAGGAAUAAUGCAUAAGAUUAGUGUUUAAGAAUAAGUGUUAAGACGACAACCAGCUACUCAUUGGUAGUGAAGCAAAAAAAAAAAAGAAGCAGCACACAAAUCCUAAUUACCAAACGUGAAUAAUAAAAACAGAGAUCAAAACCCUGCUAGAAAGUUUCCCCCAUUUCUCGUGAAUUGAAUCCAAAGUAGCAUUUAGCAAACCUGAAGAAAGAAAACAAACAAAAGAUUGUCGCAUCUAUCCGACCAUUUGUAUCAGUAAACUUGUGAAAUCAAAUGAAUAAAGCAAAAAAAAAAAACAAAUAAAGCUGAACGCCCCCCUUAUAACCAAA